Saccostrea echinata is the source of this 1779-nucleotide messenger RNA. RefSeq names its product protein draper-like. The record is from RefSeq and is a predicted model, not a curated record. Bases 164 to 937 code for a protein of 257 amino acids. Gene Ontology annotation, molecular function: scavenger receptor activity. The transcript has 6 exons. NCBI's taxonomy places the organism in Eukaryota, Metazoa, Mollusca, Bivalvia, Ostreida, Ostreidae.
UUUUUAGCAUCUAAACCGAGGUUCCUUGUUUACAGUGUGUGAUAUAUUUAGCUUUUACUAAGUCUCAGGAAAACGUAGAAGUUGCAUUAAAUUAAUUUACAUAUUAAAGCAUAUUAUUCCGGAUUGAAUUGGCCACUGUUUUCAAUAUGUAAACUUUGAAACAAUGGAAAUUCAUGCUUGCAUAUUUGUUGUGAUUUAUUUGAUGGUGUGUGUGACAUACGUUUUGGGUUGCAGUCAAGGGUGGUAUGGAGAAGGUUGCAAAUUUCAGUGUCCAACUAACUGCUUAGGAAAUGUCUGUGAUGCAACACAGGGCAUAUGUAAGAAUUGUACCGACGGAUGGACAGGAAACUAUUGCGACCAGUCAUGUGCCCUAGGGACGUAUGGCAGAGACUGUAAACAAGUGUGUGAAGGUCACUGUAAGGAUGGCUGCAAUCACGUGACCGGAAAAUGUGACAAAGGUUGUGAAGCUGGUUGGUCCACAGAACACUGCAAUAAAGUGUGCCCUAGCGGAACAUACGGGGUGGAAUGUAAAUUUCAAUGUGGUCAGUGUAGAGAUGGUGUGGCCUGUCAUCACGUGUCAGGAACCUGUGUCAGUGGAUGUGAGCCAGGGUACACGGGUCAGGCUUGUAAGAAUGUUUGUCCUUACGGCCAAUACGGAGAUAAAUGUGAGAAAUUUUGUGGAGCGGAUGCUAAGUGUAACCCUGUUACUGGCGAAUGUUGUGGUUGUACCGAGCUGCUUAAGUCAGUUAAGGAGAAAGAUGCAAAUCUUGACCACGAGGAGAAAGUUGUCAUCGGACUGGCCGUCCCCCUAGGAGUGUCACUUCUGGUAAACUGUAUUCUGUGUUCCGCCACCUGUUACUUCUACAUCAUUUACAAGGAGGAAAUCGUCAAGAAAAGGGAUGAAAGGGACGAAAAGAAUGAACACUUUCUAAAUUAAGUAUGAACAUAGAGUUUAAUUUGGCAUAAAAAUACCUCAGUCUCAGAUAAAUUAUUACCACAUGCUGGUUUUUCAUCAGGUAAUGAAUAAGCACUAUCCUUAGGAAUUAUGCUUAAAAUUUCUUUUGAUUCCAAUCAUAUUCAUCAUAUGCUAAAAAUUAUUAUUUCUAUACUCGACUUAGUAUUGUAAAGCUCAAUUACAAUAGUUCAUUGUUAUUCAACAUUGGUUUAUUUUACAAUUACAGACCCCUUCUGUCAAAUCAUGUUUAAAGUAUGCCUUUGUUUGGUUAUUUACAAAGAUUGUAAUGGCUAGGAUGCAUUGAUAGAAGCAUUGUGCAAUAUUGAUAAAAAAAGAAUUGAAACAAAUUUUGUUUCGCAUAGCCAUGCUUUAUUCAGCAUCAUUUUUAAGGCACAGAAUUUUUUUUGCUAUUUUCAUGGUUUAAUAUAAAUGUGAAACAUACAUGAUAGUGUAUAAAGAUAGAAUACUAGUAUCAGUCUGUAGAAGGAUAGAAAUAUCCUACACCAAAAAAUGGAAGCGUGUUUACGUUUUAUUUAUUAGAUACAAAAGUAAAUACGAGCAAAAUAGGAACUAAAUAAGGACAGUGAUUGAGAAAAUUGUUUAAUAUGAAAUCUAUAUUUCAUUGGUGUUUCAAAUUUCAUAUCCAUCGCAUCAGUUCAUAUCAUUUAUAUGCAUAGUUAUAUUGUUUAUUUCUUAAAAUUGAUUUCCUCGUGACUUUCAUUAAUAUUUAUGUGAUGUGUUUAGCCACACACUAAUAAUUUACUAGUUUAUUAGUUUAUGAUGAGGUACAUUUUGUUACACAUUAUUAUUUUUUAGUUAUAUUG